This is a messenger RNA of Ogataea angusta, 2208 nucleotides long. RefSeq lists its product as uncharacterized. The coding region runs from base 1 to 2208 and encodes 735 amino acids. Lineage: Eukaryota; Fungi; Ascomycota; Pichiomycetes; Pichiales; Pichiaceae. The record is from RefSeq and is a predicted model, not a curated record. Gene Ontology annotation, cellular component: NatC complex. Gene Ontology annotation, biological process: N-terminal peptidyl-methionine acetylation. The transcript has a single exon.
AUGGACGUUGGACAGCAACUCAGCCGUCUGAAUAUCCGCGACUAUGAGGACAUAACCAGCGAGUUCUUCGCCAUAACGUCAGCCAUCGAGUACGGCUCCAUCGUCAAGUCGAAGCAAUUCAAGCUUCUGGAAGGCACUCACGCUCUGGAGGUGUUGAAUCCCAAGCUGGACACAGCGCUGCUGGAGCCUGGCAUUCUACAUCCAGUCGUCGAGACGCUCGACCAGGCUGCGUGGGUGAUGGUGCGUCUGCUCGGCAGCGUGUGUGCGUGGCUCGAGAACAACUCGCUGAGCGUAAGCGUUUUAAGCUGCUAUUUUGUCGAGCAGCUUAUUCAGCGCAAACCCGUCACCGGCGAGCUUGUGGAGCGGUGCGUGGCUCCCUUCGUGAAGGGCGUGAUCAGUUUUGUCAGCAGCGUGCUGAAACUCGGCGUCGCGGGCGUCAUUUACGAGGAAGAGGACCUUAAUACACAGACGAUGGAUCUUGACUUUUCCGUGUGCGACGGGGAGCAAACGGUGCUGGAGCUGCGAAAUGCCGUUACGUGGGUGCGCAGCCAGCCAGAGUCUAGACCGCAGCAGCUUUGCGUGGACCUGCUGUCCCUGGUCGAGCACAGCCUGCACAUUUGCGAAAUUACACAGGUCUCCGUCGAGCUGUACGAAACCAGUCCGCAGUCGGUGUCGUCGGUGUCGUUUGCCGACAGUGCACUGGAAACCCUGGCGCGGCUGGCUGAGUCAGAGACCGUUGCGUUCGCCGCCGCGCUGCCGGAGGUGGCCUGCUUUUCCGCAAACGUGCAAAAAACGCUCAACAACCGAUCGCCGCCCAAACCGUUGGCACAUUCAGAUUUCGCCAGCUCGCUCGAAAACUUCACCAAGCUGUUCACGGACUUCCAGUUCAUGCUCAACGUGCUGGCUGUGCGCGACUCUGUGGAGCUGUACGAGUUUUUAAACUUAUUUAUGACGCGACGCCAAUUCACAACCGAUCCGGACGAGAUACUCGGGAACCACGUUGUUGUGCGUGCGUUGAUGCAGCUUUUCCUCAUCAGAGACGACCGGUCGAUACUGGGGUCGCGCCGAUGGAACAUCUCGACGCUUUUGAUGGACGUUUUUUCAAAGAUCUCGUUCCAAAACUCCAGGCUCCAGAGCAGCACCGACGACGAGCUCCGCAACGGCCUCGAAAAAAUGAUCAUCCAGAUAGAGCCGGCGUUCUACAACUUUCUCACGUGCAUCUCGCAGAACCCGUCGCGCCAGCGCCAGUUCGUCAAUAAGGAGCUGAUCAUUUGGGACUCGAUCCAGGUCGAGGCCGAGAAUUUCGAGCUCGAGAGCCACGCCAAGCUCCACGACACUUUUGCGAACUCCGAGCUGCCAGUGAUGCCAGUCUCGUCCUUUGUCUACUACCUGAAGCUCACCAAGAUGGCAGAGCUGCUGUUCAAGUCCAUAGAGCUGUGUCUGUUCAAGGACUGUCGCGAACUGCAUCUCGGCUACUGGCUGCUCGCAAACCAGCUCGACUAUUUGGUGCAGCACAUAAAACGGCUGCUGGACAUCAACCAGCUGCGACAGACGCAGCUGGCGGCGUUCUCGAAGAAAAUCAAGAAGGCCAAGGGCGACAAGAAGGCCAAGCUGCGCGAGGAGUACGAAAUAAAAAAACAGUCUCUACCGCAGCUACAAAAAAUGGAGCUUUAUUUUAAUAUGCUGCUGACAAAGUACCAGAUCCACAAAAGUCUCGCCGAAAACCGCGCCACCGUGCUGCGGAUGCUCGGAAAACAGGGCUUCAUGGACCUUCCGAAGCUCUGCAAGGCCUCAGAAGAGACCCUGUACAAUCUGCAGUUCAAGUCCUUCCAGUCAAUAGGAGUUCCUCAACUGCCCUCAUUCAAAGAGUACAAGGAGAUGAUGAAACAGGAAAAAUGGCUGGCCAGCCAGCUGUCCCCCGAGGCCAACGCCAGCUACCAGAAGGGCGUCCUGAAACAGAAAUCAGACGAAAUAAAUGCCAACAUCCGACGUCUGGAGGCACUGGUAGCAGAAAUGCAGCUCCCGCAAUUUAUCAGCGAACGGCUCAUACAGGACACUAAACUGCUGAAAAAAGCCAACGUGGCAUGUCUGCUGACGUUCAGCCAGGCGCUCAAGGUGGCAGACCUGCCGAAAUCGCACGUCGCAGUGGUGUUCGAAAAGUACGACCACCACCUGUACUAUCCGAAUAUAAAAGUGGCAGCAAAAUAA